Molecule: messenger RNA, 4049 nt
Organism: Fomitiporia mediterranea MF3/22
Lineage: Eukaryota; Fungi; Basidiomycota; Agaricomycetes; Hymenochaetales; Hymenochaetaceae
Exons: 14
Coding region: 1-3927 (1308 amino acids)
Biological process (GO): protein desumoylation
Cellular component (GO): nucleus; cytoplasm
Molecular function (GO): SUMO-specific endopeptidase activity
Source: RefSeq, a predicted model, not a curated record
AUGUCCAACGAUCGUAAGCAGCUUAGGGAGCUCCAUGGGAUAGGUAGUUCAAGUGCUCGAGGAACGAAGAGAGCUGCGGAACUACCCAACGCAUCACGACUGUACGACAUGGGGAAUAACACUCAGUGGAGUAGCAAACCUACUACGAUUCCGACGCCAGGCAGCCAAAGCGUGCGGAGACCUAACCAAGUGGCAACCCCAUACAGCGGUCGAAAUUUACGAGAUUCUAUAGGAUUGAGUGGAAACCCGAUUGCGCGCAAGACAGUAACAGAUACACCUCCACCAAAGAAACGGAAGGUUUCUGGGGGUGGAUUUGACGAAUCCGAGGUUAGCUCAAGAUUUUUUGCGAAGGGGAUGAAGAGUGGGGAAUCGUCGUCGUUUAAAGAGCCACGCGCGAUCACUUCCACUGUUCCAGCUGGUACAGGCUCAUUACGGAACGCUGCGGAAGUCUCUCGGUUGAGACUUGGCGAAUCAUCCUUCCGAAAUAAACCUGCCCCUCCGCUCUCUAUGAAGCCUACAUCGCCUUCACAAGAAAUCAUUUCUAUUGAUGAUUCUGAGUCGGAAAGGGACAUUCGGUCUGGUGUUCCGCGUUCGACGUCUUUCGUUCUGGAUAGUAGAGACGAGCUUGAUUUGAUUGGUGGCCCAUCAAGAUCCCCAGUACUGUCUCGUAAACCGACUAGCAAUGGAAAACUUUCUAACGGCAAGAUGGUCGAAGUACAAGAAGGAAGAUCAAGUAUUACGCCCUCGAGGAAGCAGACUCCGAUUGCGAGCAUCAACUCAUCCGCUUCUCGAGAACGAUCACGACGACUGGUUGAAGACGGGGAGAGCACGAAACGAUUGAAUGACAAACUUUCUGCUCGAUUACCUCAUGAGUCUCCUACUCCGCGUUCUGCUCAUAUUUAUCCAGAAUUAGUACCUGAUGACGAAGUGGUAGACGUAGAUGAGAUAGAGGAAAUCGAGGAUGCCGACGGAUUCCCCGAGACGCCAAGAGCAUUAUCAUCAAAGGAUCACAUAGAGGUUCAGAUGCGAAGCCGACAGGUUAAACGUGCACCGACACCCGGAUCUUCGUCGAUUAAACCGGGCACUGUAAAACAACGUGCGGAUGAAAUCGAGGAAAAGGGGAAGAAGGUGCUUAAACAUUACGCGGAUUUAACGUUGGCAGGCCCCCAGAAGAAGUCGGUCAUCGGUAACAUGAAAGGGAAAGAUAAAUCAACAAGCGUGACAAACCGAAGAAAGGCUUCCAGUAGCCGAACAAUCGGUCCCUCUUUCGACAGAUUAGCUACAGCGCAGACUAGUUAUACGCAAAAGCUCGCCCUUCCUCUAGAAAUUUGCGUUUGGGGCAAUCGACUGUAUCGAUUGGAUGAGGAACAGACAGAUCCGGAUUACUGGUUAUAUUGGAACAAGGAUGCUUCGGAGCUACAGUUGCAUAAACAUCCCGUGACUGAUAUUAACAAAAAGAAAGCUAUCCAUUCAAUCAAGUUCUCUUUACUUAAGGAAUGCUAUCCGACAAUCUCAAGCGAUCCUGACUUUCAUCUUGUGAGGUUUGAGUUUGACAAGGACUUUGAUCAAAGUGUCCCAGAGGACAUUGUGAACACUGGAUUUGCUUUCAAAUUCUUGAGUCGGCAUAGUAACAUGACGACGGACUGGGAUAGUUUGUUCUCUCGAAUAAAGGCUCAGGCGUAUGAAAAUGGGAGGGAACUGCGGCGUGUAGUUGGUGCUGGCACAAGGGCUUGCCUUGAAUCGGCGCUGCAGUCCGUUAGUAUUCCAGAACCUAAACCGCAAAAUAGAGGGAAGGAAACAAAGGAUACAAAUCGCAGUGCGCCUGCCGAGCUUAACGACGACGACGAUACAGAUGCUCCUGUAGUAGAAAAGAGGAAGCAACCACGUCCGCGACCUGCAAAUCGGAAAAACCAAAACAUCGACGAAAUGUUCACUGCUGCAGUUCCAACGCGCCGUUCUACUCGGUUAUCAUCAGAAGCUCGCAAACCAUAUAAUCAGGACAAGCAAGACAAGCAGGACGAGGAAGAGACCCCGCCCGCUAAUUUGGAGGAGAUUAUUCUUGUAUAUCCACCUUCGGGCCAAGGAGCUGUCAAUAUCACGAACGGCGAUCUCAGACGACUGCAGCCUUCCGAAUUUCUCAAUGACACGAUCAUUGAACUGGGUCUCAAAUUCUGGCUUAAUAAUCUUCGUGCCGAACAACCUGAACUUGCGGACGAGAUUCAUGUCUUCAGCUCAUUCUUCUUCAAAAAGCUGGCUAGCAGGGCUAACAAGACACCGGAAGAUGGGCACAAGAGCGUUCGCAAAUGGACCGCGAAGGUAGAUAUCUUCAAGAAGAAAUACAUUAUCGUCCCGAUCAACGAGAAUAUUCACUGGUACUUAGCUAUUAUAUACAAUCCCGAACAUAUUCUCGAUCCUCCAUUACCCAAGCCAACACCACGGACAUCAAAGCGAGUCAGCGAUGCAGCGUCGCGAGUGGUGACUCGAUCAUUGAGAAAAGAUAAGUCAGACGUUGCCAUCAACGCAAACACGUCAGGCUCUGUGUCGCGGGAGGGUACAGUCGAAAAUAGGGAUGAUACAUCUGCUACCUGGGAGAACAAUUCAGAUGCUGCAGAAGUUGAGAAGGAACUCAUGAACGACACAGAUGGUAACGUUGUACAGGACUUACGAAGAUGUUCGCUUGAUGAGUCACACUUUCCGGCUGAACGCUCAAUGCAACGGAAUGGAGAUGACGUCUCUACAGGGUCAUUAUCCAUUGUCGAGGAUGAAGUGGAACGUCCCGAGUCCGCUAGGAAAGCAGUGAAGCCUGACCCGGUUGUCGUGGAAGACUCCCUUUCAGAAGGGUCGGACGGUAUAGAAGUCGACCAGUUGGAUGAGGAUGACGUCCCAACGACGUCGCAGGCGGUGAAUAGCACUGUAACAACUCCACCGUCGACUUUGACCGAUGUCAAGAUGGACCUCUCGUCCCCUGAACCUGAUCCGAACGUACUAUCUCCAAUGGAUGUCGACGAUCGUUCAAACGAGGCUGCUAAGGAUUCUCCUGAAAGUAGCAUGUCUGUUGAUGAUCUCAGUGAACGAGAUAAUCAGGCGUCUCGUGCUAGCUCUGCUUCGAAAACGCCGGGUGAAACGACUCAAACCACUGGAGCGGUUCCCUCGACGAGUUUUUACGGUGGUGCCUCCCAGCGAACGGGGAUUUAUCAAAGGGGGAAACGGACUUUGUUCAAUGGAAACAAAGAUCAGAGUAAUCCAGCAAGCGACGUAGACGAACUCGACGUGCUUGGGCACCGAGAAGUGGAUCGCGGAAGCUCUGAAGAACUGGAGGUGACACAGCGAUCACGGACGAUCAUAUUUUGCAUGGACUCUCUCGGAAGUGCCCAUCCUCGUGCAUUGAGCCGGUUAAACGAGUACCUUCAAGAAGAAGCAAAGGAUAAGAAGGGUAUACAGAACCCAAGUACUGCUUUGACGAAGAAGGCUUUAGUCCCUGUUCAGCCGAACUUCUGCGAUUGUGGAUUGUAUCUGUUGCAUUUUGCGCAGACGUUCAUGACGGAUCCGAAGAAAUACAAAGAAGUCAUUUUCGCAUCCAAGAAAAUGACCGGAAAGGAGCGGAACGAGCUCUGGCAUAACGAUCGAGUAGCUACGAUGCGCGAACGGAUGAAAGAUCGUAUCCUCACCGAGUCCGAAACGUGGAAGAAGCUCAAGGCAGAGAAAGAACUAAAGCAAAAGAGCUUGGAGAAUAAAGACAAAGACGUCGUUUCUAAUGGGGACAACACCAACAUCACUGGGCAGGCGAGUGCAAAUCAGACAGAGCAAUCUGACGAUGAGAUUGAGGUGUCUGAGGUGAGACAUGUUGGUCCGUCGCCAUCACCGAAGAAACAGCCUACUGCCAGAGCUGGAAAGGCACCCUCGAAUCCUGCUACUCGUCUCCGCUAAUCCUGCUUCCGUCAACGCCCAACUUUUCCUUUGUUCAUUCUCCUUUUGUAAUCUUUGUAAUGGUAAUAGUAUCUGACACAUCGAUGCUGUCAUACUAUUGACAAUGAUUUCUGUCAAGCACG